CUGCGUGACUUGUCACUGUCUUCAGAAUUUAGGGUUUACGUAAACUCUGCGUUUCGUGGGAGAUCGAUCGCUUCGCUUCCCCCGAACUUUCCGGACCCGCCGCCGCCUCCUUCUCACCGCUCAGUCGAUCGCCGGACGGAAAGCUAAGAGCUCUGAGCAGAAAGAAAGUUCGACGGAGAAAAGAGGGAGAAGGGGGGAGGGGGUCGUUAGGCAGCCACGUGUCCCAUCGCCUGCCACUUUCGGCUUGAUCUUUUCUCGGAUAAGAGCUGAGAAAUUUCCAGGAAGUUUUGUCAUUUUCAAUUUCUUGGUUCUGGUUUCUCCUCCGACGAAGGUGCGUUAAUGCUUCCUUUUACCGCUUUUCCAUUUCUCGCCUUUCACGGAGCCACCCCGUUGACGGAUUAAUCGUGUAUGUCAAAACGAUUUGGGUUUUUGUUAUUGAUUGGAUCCGCCCUUGCUUUCCCCGUUUCUGUUGUGUGAUGCAGGGGUUUCUGGUGGAUCUUUUAGGCGAUGCUUGAAUUAGGGCAAUAGAUGAACUGAUUAGUUAUGAGAUUUUAUCUUGAAUUUGGGGGUAGAGGAGGGACACUAGUUUGCUUCGGAAGAAGCUAAAAGAUGCCGUCUGCUAAUUUCUCAAAGCUGAGAACUGCGGUUCAGAAUGGGAUUCAGAGGUCAUUCGUAGGGCAGGAGAACAGGGUUCAGGAAUCCGUUGAUAUUCUGAUUGGUCAAAGCAAGUUUCAAUUCUUUAACUAUAAGUUGCUGAAUACCGUUCGGAUUGCUUCCCUGACAGACCUCCAGCUGAUUUGGAGGCCCGGUAUUGUUUCUCCAGCUGGAACCGAUUCGCUGGUGGUUAACAGGGAGAGGAAUAUCUCCGUCGUUGGAGCGCUCUCGCGCACCUUCUCUGUACCAUCAGUUUCAGGGCCUUCGUAUCAAGUUGCUGGUUAUCACUUCGAUCGUGCUGUUUGUGACACUGGUGCAAUUUCGGCUGGGAAGAAGCUAAAGAACUACGAAAUGGCUGCUUCUUUGCAAAGAUCUUUUCUUGGUGAGAGCCUCUUGGAGAGCCUUACUUCAAAAAAGGGUUCUCGUUUUCCUUGCUCAACCAACAGUGAGAAGGUUGCUUUUGGAAGUAGAAGCUGCAAAAUGGCCAGUAUGAGUUCGAGAAGUUCUGAACAAGGUUCUUCUAGCUCUCCAGCUUAUGGAUAUUUGGCAUAUCACGCGGCAAAGAAGUUGUCUGGUAUUGCGCCAAGCGCAGAGAUGACAGUCAGGCAUUUCCAUGGCUCAUCUUCAACAUCCUUUUCGGCUGGAACUGCUCCUAAUGUGAACUAUGACAGUUCAAAUCCCGAGGAAAGGCUUGAUGGCAGUGCUUCAGAUUCAUCACAAUCAAAGCUGUCAGGAAGGUCGCUCAAGCUACUGUCUGGAUCAUGCUGCCUGCCUCAUCCUGAUAAGGAAGAAACUGGUGGAGAGGAUGCUCACUUCAUCUGUUCGGAUGAGCAAGCUGUGGGGGUGGCUGAUGGUGUUGGUGGCUGGGCCGAUCUUGGAGUUGAUGCAGGACUGUAUUCAAGGGAACUCAUGUCUCACUCAGUUGAUGCAAUCCAGGAGGAGCCAAAGGGGUCUGUUGACCCAGCUAGAGUCUUAGAGAAAGCUCACUCUAUUACAAAAGCUAAAGGUUCCUCCACAGCAUGCAUCAUAGCACUCACAGAAGAGGGUCUACGUGCUAUAAAUUUAGGGGACAGUGGGUUUAUGGUAGUUCGAGAUGGUUGCACCAUCUUCCGCUCUCCUGUGCAACAGCAUGACUUCAAUUUUACAUUUCAGCUUGAGUGUGGAAAUAACGGCGACCUACCUAGCUCUGGUCAGGUAUUCACGGUCCCUAUUGCUCCAGGAGAUGUGAUUGUUGCAGGGACAGACGGAUUGUAUGACAACCUUUACAACAACGAGAUCACAGCAGUAGUAGUGCAUGCCGUGAGAGCUGGAUUUGGGCCACAGGUAACGGCUCAGAAAAUAGCGGCAUUAGCACGACAACGAGCACAGGAUAAAGACAGACAGACCCCUUUCUCAACCGCUGCUCAAGAUGCUGGAUUCCGUUACUAUGGGGGCAAGCUCGACGACAUCACUGUCGUCGUCUCUUACAUUACCAAUUCCAACGAGGAGCGCAAGGAGGCUUCUUAAGAAUCAAAUGCCCCCCUUCUGCUUGGAGAUCGAUGGACACAAUUUUGUCUUCUUGGAGGGUUAGUCAAAUUGUCAUAUGUUAGUAACUGCAGAUUGCUCCCCCAUCAAAACUUGAUGUCUUGUAAAUACUCUCUUUAUCUUCCCGCUGGUACUCUUGGUUGAUUUGCCUAGUGUUACAGACUAGAACAGAUGAGACCUGUUUCUUUCCUGUGUAUAAUACCAGCUACGCUGGGACGUUACUGAGCAAAGAAUGGACUGUUUCUUCACUAGAAGCUUUUGCUAGAUGCUGUUUUUGGGCGUGAAAGAGUAGAUCACUAGAUCUUGUUACAUUUACACAAACAUACCCCAGAUAUAUAAUAAUAAUAAUAAUAAUAAUAAUAGGGAUGACAAUUU
Molecule: messenger RNA, 2553 nt
Organism: Linum trigynum
Lineage: Eukaryota; Viridiplantae; Streptophyta; Magnoliopsida; Malpighiales; Linaceae
Source: the annotation of a GenBank genome assembly